GCUGUCGAGACGCUGCUGGUUCUCUUCUCUCGCUUGCUCCUGUGCUCUCUCGCUAUGACGGCUGCGACGGCGGCAGGAGCAGCCGCCGCGGCCGCCGCCGUCUCCCUGGUAACCUGCUUUCUCCUCUUCCACAAUAGUAACCUCAAGUUCCCGUGGGCUCGAACAGCUAGGCCCUCCUGCGCGAGCGGCCGGCGGACUCGACGGAGGGGUCUCGUGGAGGCCAUCGGCAACACGCCCCUCAUCCGCAUCAACAGCCUCUCCGAUGCCACAGGGUGCGAGAUUUUGGGGAAGGCCGAGUUCCUGAACCCGGGAGGCAGCGUGAAGGACCGCGUUGCGGUUAAGAUCAUCGAGGAGGCUUUAGAAUCUGGAGAUCUCAUCUGUGGUGGUACUGUAACAGAGGGGAGUGCUGGAAGCACAGCUAUUAGCUUGGCUACUGUUGCUCCUGCUUAUGGCUGUAGGUGUAAUGUUGUUAUUCCUGAUGAUGCUGCCAUUGAGAAGUCUCAAAUAAUUGAGGCGCUUGGAGCUACAGUUGAACGAGUGCGCCCUGUUUCAAUCACUCACAGAGACCAUUUUGUCAAUAUUGCCAGAAGAAGGGCAUUGGAAGCAAACAAAUUAGCAGCAGAGCAGAGAGAAUCAAAUGAGACACGAACUAAUGGUUUAGCACAUGUCAAUUCUAAGAUGACGGAUGACAAGUUGGCAGCUAUGCAGAAUGCGUUGAAAAAGACACAAAAUAACGAUCCAGCACAUGUCAGUACGGAAAUGGCACACAGCAGUAAAUGUGAUCCGAGUUCUGAUUCAAAAGGAGGUUUCUUUGCUGACCAGUUUGAGAAUAUGGCAAAUUACCAAGCACAUUAUGAAUGGACUGGUCCUGAGAUAUGGGAACAAACUAAAGGAUCCCUGCACGCCUUUGUUGCCGCAGCUGGUACUGGUGGUACAAUUGCUGGAGUCUCACGAUAUCUUAAGGAAAAGAACAGGAGCAUCAAAUGCUUUUUAAUGGACCCGCCCGGAUCUGGUCUGUUCAAUAAGGUUACUAGAGGGGUAAUGUACACAAAAGAGGAGGCUGAGGGAAAAAGGCUGAAGAACCCCUUCGAUACUAUUACUGAAGGAAUAGGAAUCAACAGGGUUACUAGAAAUUUCAUGAUGGCGGAACUGGAUGGAGCUUAUCGAGGAACAGAUAGGGAAGCUGUUGAGAUGUCAAGGUUCUUGCUGAGAAAUGAUGGACUAUUUGUUGGGAGUUCUUCAGCCAUGAAUUGCGUUGGAGCUGUAAGAGUUGCUCGAGAUUUGGGUCCAGGGCAUACAAUUGUGACAAUUCUCUGUGACAGUGGGAUGAGGCAUCUAAGCAAGUUCUUCAAUGACCAGUAUUUGGCUGAUCAUGGAUUGACACCAACAGCUACUGGUCUGGAAUUCCUCGAUAAAUGAGCAAAUUUCACAGGAAUUCUCAAAUUGAGCAAUGUUGUCAUGCUUCCUGCGACUGAGAUGAAGCAGUGAACACUGAAUAGCUCACAGCAUGAGAAUAUGCCUACAGUAAGCAAACCCUAAUGGACGAAGGACUGAUGUAUGUUAAAGUACUAAUAGUAGUAUAAUUAGGCAUUGUCAUUUGAUAGGCUUUGGAUAGCCCAGUUUUUUCUUAAUUCUUAUUGUUUCGAUAUAUUUAUUGAGGCUGUAUUCAGUAAAGAAUGCUGCAUUGGGCAUCUUUACUGCAAACAACUGCAAUAUAUACAUUUUUCCUUUUGAAAUGGUUUCAAGGAGCUAUUUCGCCCAGUUUUA
Messenger RNA from Panicum hallii, 1767 nucleotides. RefSeq names its product cysteine synthase. The record is from RefSeq and is a predicted model, not a curated record. The transcript has 6 exons. NCBI's taxonomy places the organism in Eukaryota, Viridiplantae, Streptophyta, Magnoliopsida, Poales, Poaceae. Gene Ontology annotation, cellular component: cytoplasm. Gene Ontology annotation, molecular function: cysteine synthase activity. Bases 55 to 1419 code for a protein of 454 amino acids.